AUGCCCGCUUACGCAGCAAACACCUACUACAAGUCCGCCGCUCACAAGUCCAACCUUGGCGUAUUGACCGAGGCGCGAGCCACCAAUAUCGAACUCGAUCAUUCUGAGAAAGAUGUCACGACGAGGAGUAUCUCUUUUCACUUCAACAGCGAGUCAUUGACUGCCAAGGCUGGAAAGGCAGUCGUGCUUUUGGCUGGUACUCUUCUGGUCCGCCAACUUCUUGAGCCGAGCAGCAUUAACAGUAGCAAUGUAUUGAAGAAUCUCAAGUUUAUUCUAAAGGCCGACCUCCCUGGAGUUGGGGAGAACUACCAAGAUCAUGUUUUGGUUUCGACUACAUACGAAGCAAAGAAAGGGGUCAUCACCUACGACAACCUUGGGUAUAACGAUACCUUUAGGGCAGCUGCCGAAGCUCAGUAUGAAAAGACUCAUGACGGGCCACUUGCCGCUUCUAACUCCAUGCUAUCAUGGAUCGACCUUCACUACCUUGCUAGUUGUGGCAAGAUUACGCAUAUGCACAGGUCGCUGUGGGAGGACGUGAGGAAGUACAAAGCUACGUUGCUUCAGAAGGAGCAGUACAGGAUCCAAGAGCUGUGA
Messenger RNA from Rhizoctonia solani, 594 nucleotides. RefSeq names its product GMC oxidoreductase. The record is from RefSeq and is a predicted model, not a curated record. The transcript has 3 exons. Lineage: Eukaryota; Fungi; Basidiomycota; Agaricomycetes; Cantharellales; Ceratobasidiaceae. Bases 1 to 594 code for a protein of 197 amino acids. Gene Ontology annotation, molecular function: oxidoreductase activity, acting on CH-OH group of donors; flavin adenine dinucleotide binding.